AUGAAGACCGUGAAACCGAGUGUCGGAGCACUGAUCAGUGGCCUGCCGGGUAUCGGCAAAACUGCGCUAGCACAGGCUAUUUGCAAAUCUAUCGGGGUGAAGACGAUUUUCCUCAAUGCAGCGGAUAUUUUCCAGACGUACGUUGGUCAGUCCGAGAAGCAGCUCGUCAAGAUCUUUGAAGGGGCGGUGCUGCAAGCUCCGUGCGUGCUGCUGAUCGAUGGCAUUGAGGCGAUUGCUGGUUCUCGGCGCGCUUUGGCAGAUUCGCAGAGUGCUCUGGAGAUUGGCGUGCUGGGUGCGCUGCUGUCGUCUCUGGAGAAGAUCAAGGCGUCGUCGCACCGAGUGCUCGUGUUGAGCACCACAACACGCCCUGGAGAUGUGGAUCCUGCGGUGCUUUCGAACGGAAGACUCGAUCAAAUUGUGAAGAUCGAACCUCCUUCUCAAACCGAACGGCUUGAGAUUCUUCGGAUUAUGACGAGGACGUGGCAGGGCGACAAUCUUGAAGAUGGAUUCCUGGACCAACUUAGCGAAAGCACUGGUGGAUUCGUUGGUGCGGAUCUAUUGAGCCUUUGCCAGAAGACGUUGCAGUACUGUUUGAACGAGGCAGCGGCCACAAAAUCCGAGGACAGAGCUAUGGUUUGCCCACGCCACUUUGAGCUGGCUCUUGCAGUGACCUAUCCGUCUGUACUCCAGACGCAUCACGUCUCGCAAAAGCAGCAGCAGCCGGUGUCUACGUCGAUUCAAAAGCACAGCGAACCCACGUCUUCCGGUUCUUUCCCGGGUGUUUUCGGUAUGAAAGACGCUAUCCAAACACUACGAGUGUCCAUGAUAGAGCCGCUGGAGGAUUGUAGCCGCUUUCUGCGGUUUGGAACGACUCCACCGAAAGGUGUGCUGCUAACAGGACCGCCAGGAUCUGGCAAAACGCACCUGGCUAACGCGGUAGCUGAAGAAGUCCGUCGCCGUGGUCUCGCUUCCUUCGUGUCUGUCCAAUGCAGCGACCUGCUCACGAAGAUUGUUGGUGACACCGAAAAGGCUCUGCGCGAGCUCUUUGCCACUGCCAGAAAUGCAGCGCCUUGUGUGCUGUAUUUCGAUCAAAUCGAGAGCAUUGCGCCUGUGCGAGGCUUUGACACAAGUACUGAGCAGACCUUUGAUCGUAUGCUCAGUAUGCUACUGGUCGAAAUGGAUGGCUUCAACACAAGCCGGACCAAGCUUCAGCGGAGCUUAGCGAGUGACAAGGCGCGCAUGGAGUUUCUGAAGCAACACGUUGUCAUUCUCGCCUCCACAACGCACAAGGAACUUCUUGAUCCCGCUAUUCUUCGACCAGGACGUUUCGAUGUUCACAUCCAGGUUGACUUCCCGGAUGAAGAAGCACGGCGUGAGAUGAUCCUCCAGGCUCUGAAGAAGGUUCUUAUUGACUACUCUGCCGUCCCAGCAUUCGAUUCUCGCGAGGUACUAGCAGGACACAUGGCCAAGCGUACCACCGGAUUGUCCGCGGGCGACGUGAGUGCCAUUCUUCGCGAAGCAGCCAUGGCGUCGAUGCGUGACGAUCUGCAGGCUACGGCAGUGUCGAUCAAGUACGUGCUGCAGGCCCUGGACGAAGCUACCGAUGGCCCUCGAGCUUCGAUUCGCAGUAACCAAGCACGGCGCAAGGCUGCGGAUGCCCGACGCUUUGGUGCAUGA
Phytophthora sojae is the source of this 1677-nucleotide messenger RNA. RefSeq lists its product as hypothetical. The record is from RefSeq and is a predicted model, not a curated record. The transcript has 3 exons. Gene Ontology annotation, cellular component: cytoplasm. NCBI's taxonomy places the organism in Eukaryota, Oomycota, Peronosporomycetes, Peronosporales, Peronosporaceae. The coding region runs from base 1 to 1677 and encodes 558 amino acids. Gene Ontology annotation, molecular function: ATP hydrolysis activity; ATP binding.